Raphanus sativus (radish) is the source of this 1934-nucleotide messenger RNA. Its product is annotated as glutamate--cysteine ligase, chloroplastic. The transcript is spliced from 16 exons. Bases 154 to 1710 code for a protein of 518 amino acids. Gene Ontology annotation, biological process: modified amino acid biosynthetic process; glutathione biosynthetic process. The record is from RefSeq and is a predicted model, not a curated record. NCBI's taxonomy places the organism in Eukaryota, Viridiplantae, Streptophyta, Magnoliopsida, Brassicales, Brassicaceae. Gene Ontology annotation, molecular function: glutamate-cysteine ligase activity.
UAUUAUUAUUAUUUGUUUUAAUUUAUCGCUUUCUUGCGCACAGACAGCUCAGCUAUCCACUGAUAAGGAUUAUAAAUGGAGUCGCCGAUGCGAACUUGCUGAAAAGCUCUCCCCUUCCUUCUCCCUUCCUUCCCCCAGAUUCAGGAAACAAGCAUGGCGUUAUUGUCUCAGGCAGGAGGAGGAGCAUACACUGUCCCUUCUGGACACGUAAGCUCCUCCAGGACCAGGACUAAAGCAGUUUCUGGUUGUGUAAGAAACUUGAGGAUGAAAGACAGCUCCUCCUACUCCUCCUCUAGGACUCUGUCUACCAAUUCAAUGGUUAAUAAUAAUAGGAGCAAGAGAGGGCAUCAGUUGAUUGUUGCGGCGAGUCCUCCAACAGAGGAAGCUGUGGUCGCCACUGAGCCGCUUACGAGAGAGGAUCUCAUUGCUUAUCUCGCCUCUGGUUGCAAACCUAAGGACAAGUGGAGGAUUGGUACAGAACAUGAGAAGUUUGGUUUUGAGGUUAAUACUUUACGCCCUAUGAAGUAUGAUCAGAUAGCCGAGCUGCUUAACAGUAUCGCUGAAAGAUUUGAAUGGGAGAAAGUCAUGGAAGGUGACAAGAUCAUUGGUCUCAAGCAGGGGAAACAAAGCAUUUCACUUGAGCCUGGGGGUCAAUUUGAGCUUAGUGGCGCACCUCUUGAGACUUUGCACCAAACCUGUGCUGAAGUCAACUCACACCUUUAUCAGGUGAAAGCUGUCGCUGAGGAAAUGGGAAUUGGUUUCCUAGGAAUGGGUUUCCAGCCUAAGUGGCGUCGUGAGGACAUUCCCAUCAUGCCUAAGGGGAGAUACGACAUUAUGAGAAACUACAUGCCGAAAGUUGGUUCACUUGGACUUGAUAUGAUGCUUCGAACGUGUACUGUUCAGGUUAAUCUGGAUUUUAGCUCAGAAGCUGAUAUGAUCAGGAAGUUUCGUGUUGGUCUUGCCUUGCAACCUAUAGCAACUGCUCUAUUUGCAAAUUCCCCUUUCACCGAAGGAAAGCCAAACGGGUUCCUCAGCAUGAGAAGCCAUAUAUGGACAGACACUGACAAGGACCGCACAGGAAUGCUACCGUUUGUCUUUGAUGACUCUUUUGGGUUUGAGCAGUAUGUUGACUACGCACUGGAUGUUCCUAUGUACUUUGCCUACCGAAACAACAAAUACGUGGAUUGUACUGGAAUGACAUUUCGGCAAUUUUUAGCUGGAAAGCUUCCUUGUCUCCCGGGUGAACUGCCUAAUUAUAAUGAUUGGGAAAAUCAUCUGACAACAAUAUUCCCUGAGGUUCGGUUGAAGAGAUACAUGGAGAUGAGAGGCGCUGAUGGAGGUCCCUGGAGGAGGUUGUGCGCCCUUCCAGCUUUCUGGGUGGGUUUGUUAUAUGAUGAGGACGUUCUCCAAGCUGCCUUGGAUCUGACAGCUGACUGGACUCCAGCAGAAAGAGAUAUGCUAAGGAACAAAGUUCCAGUAACUGGUUUAAAGACACCAUUUAGAGAUGGUUUGUUGAAACAUGUAGCUGAAGAUGUUCUGAAACUCGCAAAGGAUGGUCUAGAGCGUAGGGGCUACAAGGAAGUUGGUUUCUUAAACGCUGUGGAUGAAGUGGUCAGAACAGGAGUUACGCCGGCGGAGAAUCUCUUGGAAAUGUACAAUGGGGAAUGGGGACAAAGCGUAGAUCCUGUGUUCCAGGAACUCCUGUACUAAGAGGGAUCAACCCAAACCCUUUUAGGUGUGAGUUUGUGCUAUCUGAGGAACUCAAGUCUCUCUCAUGAAUAAGGUUUUCUUAUUUGUUGUAAUUCGGAUUUGAGAACUGAUUUUUAUUUUCUUUUGAAAUUUGAAGCGGUCAAAAUAAAAAGUAAACAUCUAUGCUAAAGGAUUUCGAUGUGUGGAAAUCGUCUUUGAAUAAAAAUUAUUUUUCUUCGUGACAA